UAUACGUGUUCGCGAUACGUUCGUCACAUUCGUUCUGUUUCUUUCUCUAUUUUCAUUCUCUAUCAGUUUACAUACGUCUCUUUCUUCCCCUUUUCCUUUUCUUCGUUCGUCUGUCGUACUGCUCCCUCUGGUAGUUUUCUCUCUCUUAAACGCCUCGUUCCUACUCUUUCUCCUUCGCUUCGACGUCGUCUCGUGGGGUCAGUGCCUGCUCGAUCGGAUCCUGAGCAGGAACACACCGGAGGUGGAGGACGAUCUCCCUCGUUACGAGACUCCGAACCACACACGCGCGCCACGCACUUCGACACGAAACAGAGAGAAAAUAAAAUCUACUUCCUUCUCGCGAAGGGAUUCCUCCUUGACCCCGUGGAAACUGUACUAGUGAGAUCGGGAAAAAGCGCGGAUCAUGAGGCGGACUGCCCACGCGACUUGGAACGUCGACGAAGAGGUGAAAAAUAUCCCGUUCGAAGAAUACGACGGUUGUUGACGUUUUUACCAACGAUUGUCAAAUCGUUCGGGACACACCAUGGCCUUCGAUUCCACGGAAAAGAAAAUUCUAUGCGUCGUCUGAGCAAUUUUUCAUCGUACAAGAAGAGUAUUAGUUCCUCGAACUCUUCGGUCGUUUUUAAAGUUUUUUCGAGUGGCGAAUAAAGAACGAGAAGAGGAGCCGAGAACGAAGGACGACGAGUGAGCACAAAGGGAAGAAAACGGGAAGGAAGGGUUUUGCCAAUUACUGCAGCUCUGGAAUAAGAAUGGACCAUGAGGGAGCGCAGAGCGAGCUGGUAGUAGACGAGCGGUCGUCCUCUCGGCUGGUGCCUCGACGGUCAUCGACGGGAUCCUGCAACGUUCAAUCAUUCACCCUGCAGGUGUUGCGCACGGCAGGUACGAGGUCGACAGGUGCAAUAAUCGGGGGUGACCCGGUUGUUGCCGCCGGGGCGGCGAUGCGACGAUGAGCUCGCCGAGGAUACUGCUAUCCCUCUACACCCGACCAGAGCCCCGAGUAGUAGCAAGGCCGGGUCGCCUCGCAAGCUGUCACAAGGUCGUGUACAGAGGUGCGGAAGCCGGUUCAAGGCCGAAAUUAGUUGCUUGGCCAUGGACCUCGAGGCGAGGAAUGGGACUGGUGGCAACGACGAGGAAUACACGAAUAUUUACUUCAUCGUUGGCGGUCGCAGGGAGAAGGCCACCUACAAAGCGGAUCAGGUCACGGACAUGGAGCUUAAGGAACUGUUUAGAAAUGCUGCAGAGGCUGGACCUCUGGACAUUUUGAAGCUUCGCAAAGGGGAUAAACUGUUGAAGAUUUCGACCAGUUUGCCGGCGAACACACCAGACUCACCCUAUGUUCUUCAGAUUGUCGGCUCGCAUCCGGCCUCCUCGGGAGUGAUCGAGGCGGAAGUGCUGUGGGCUCUCGAGAGACGCGUGGCGGCCUUGGAAAGGCAACUUCGAGAGCAUCAAGAAGCUCUGUACGCGUCACCAUCGUUCGCUCUUCGUGAACUGAAGCGGCAAGUGGACAGUUUCAAGAACAAGUUGGAGAACAACGAUCAGCUUAGUUGGCUGAGUUUCUACAAACAGCUCCCGGAGCCGAUCUACGCGGAUUCCUGUCGCAGAUUGCAGUAUCGUCGGAAGAGCGACAGCAUGAAGCGGAAGGUGCGGGAAAAGUUCCUCAAUAUCUGCGACGUAUCAGUGUCGUCUAACGUUCGAGAGUGGCUACGCUCGCCAGCUUUCGAUGCACGACAGUGGGAGGACGAAGAACUCCUGUUGAUGCUGCAGACGAUGUUCGUCGAGCUGGACCUACCUCAAAAGUUUAACAUUCCUUUACCAAUCCUGAGGAACUUCCUCUACGAAGUUUACAACAACUAUAACGAAGUGCCGUUUCAUAACUUCAGGCACUGCUUUUGCGUGGCGCAAAUGAUGUACGCGAUAGCCUGGGCAGUAAAUCUACCGUCACGGAUCGGUAAUCUCGAGGUUUUCAUAUUGAUCGUCUCCUGUAUCUGCCACGAUUUAGAUCAUCCUGGAUAUAAUAACAUCUAUCAAAUCAAUGCUCGUACCGAGUUGGCUUUGCGUUACAACGACAUUUCGCCCCUGGAGAAUCAUCAUUGCUCCGUGGCGUUUCGGGUUCUAGAAGCGCCCGAGUGCAAUAUACUCGCCUCUUUGGACAAUACCACGUAUCGAAUCGUACGCGAAGGAAUCAUCAGAUGUAUUCUUGCGACAGACAUGGCCAGGCAUAACGAAAUCCUUGGACAAUUCACCGACAUCGUACCGGAGUUCGAUUACUCCAACAAGGCUCACAUCAAUCUGUUGUCGAUGAUCCUCAUUAAAGUAGCAGACAUCAGCAACGAGGCCCGACCGAUGGAGGUCGCGGAACCGUGGCUGGACAGGUUGCUUCAGGAAUUCUUCAAACAGAGCGACGCAGAGAAGCUCGAAGGACUUCCUGUGACACCGUUUAUGGAUCGUGACAAAGUAACGAAACCUUCGUCCCAAGUCAGUUUCAUCGGGCUCGUUCUACUUCCUCUUUUUGAGGCCCUCGGGGAACUAUUACCAGAGCUGCAGAGCCUGAUAGUUCAGCCAGUGAGGGAGGCAUUGGAAUACUACCGUAGAUUGAACGAAGCGGCAAAGGACGAGCGUCACCACAGAAAAAGCGUGGCCGACCUAGGUGAAUCGGCGCUGAUGACCACAACUUCCGGUGGCAAUGGUUCAUCCACGGUCGUGAAAUCCACCUCGUCGCACAGUAUGCGCUCGAAGCGAUCCGCUGGAACGAUUCAUUCGCGAUCGCGAUCCACCGACGAAGACAUCACGGAGAACCUGAUCGGGGAGGAUGCGGAGAACCACGAGAGCUCGGAUGCGGAGACAGCGACUGAGGUGGAAAUCAGCGAGAAGACGUUGAAGUUCAAGAUCUCGACGGAGGGCACGAUAGCCGGCCCGCCAACAGGUAGGAAAAGCUACCCGGGUAGCCGGAAGGGUAGUCGUGAAAAAUCUUCACUGGAUUAUCAUAAUCACGACCUGGCCAGGGCUGUCAGAGAGCACGAAAGGAGACGCAGCAAGGGAGAGAAUCUUGCCAGUGAUCUAAGUUCACCGGUGAGUUCGAGAUCGGCUGAAGAGACUAGGAUGAUUCUGGAGGAGCUGGAGAGAGACGACAUGGCCCUGUUGGACAUGAAAUUGAACGAACGAAAGCUAGUCGAGGGAAACGGUAACGUGGUAGUGGUGGACACGCAGCCUAGGAACAAUCUGAAGAAGACGAGUAGUUUAACGGAGAACGAUCAGGAGGUCAGAUCUAGUCGCAAAGAGGUUCAGAGGGAAUCGGUCGGACUCCGUUGCUGCUGCGACGAUAAAACUGGAUCCAACAAUCACAAGUCGAUCUUAUCUAGAUUAAGGAACUUCACGGAUCGUCUGAGCAUCAGCUUCGAUUCGAAAGAGCCGCCCACGCAGAAGCCCACCAAGCAUGUCGCGAAGACGUUGAACAAAAGCAACUCGGUGAGCAACCCGGCUACGGCCACCACAUCUUCUAGACAUAACAAUUCGCUAUCGGUUUGCAAACGAUGCAACCUGAUGAAACCGUCUGUCAAGGAGACUAAAGCUAUAGCCACGGUAGUGGAGCUGUCCUCGGUGGACAAGCGUGCGAUGACUCUGCCAAAAGUAAGGAAAUCCACCGACUGCAAGAACAAAAGCUGGAGAACGGUGUUCGCCAAAGAGAAGAGGUCGUCCACCUCGCUGGAAGCUCUUCCAGGUGCGUUGUGCGAAACCGCUUUGUCGCAACACAGACGGAAUUUCUCGAACCCGGAAGGUAAAUCGCAGAGUUUGAAGGAGGUGAAGGAUCAACCGAGUUUGGACAUCGAGUUCGUGGAAAUAGAUGUGCGCGCGAAGAAUCAGAAGCCCGAGAUCAUUGUGAAGGAGACGAAAGCGUCCAGGGAGAGCGUGCACGAAGAUAUAGGCAAGGUAGAGAUCAGAAGAAGCUCGGCGAGCAUGGAGGACAUCUCGAAGAUGGCGAAGCAGACGGAGAGCGUGAUGCUCGGUUCGUUGGAGCCAAAGAAGACAGAGGAGCGUGCUCACACGGGUAGCCUCGACUCGAUGCUAUGCAAAGACUCGACGAAGACCCAGAAGAAACCCGUGUUCUCCUCGCCAGCCACGUCCAAGAAGGCUUCUCCGGGUCUGCUAUCGCGAUUCAAGUCCGGCAUGAGCAUCGACAGCACCAGGAGCAACAGCAACAGCGACUCUUUGCAUGACCAAACCUCCCAAUCUCCGAGCGGUUGGAUCUCCUCGUUGACGGCGAGCUUCAGACCCAAGAGACAAGUGUCAGAGACUCCGUUGUCCUCGCAUCCCCCGCGUUCACCGAGUCGGGAGGAGAUCAAGUGAUACGGCCUAGCGGCCGAGGACUCUUCCGAGAAACAGUUGUCAGGGCUGAACAAGUGGCUGGCCGAGAAUUUCUUGUGUUGCAGCGGUUGAAACGGUUACAAUCGUUUCGUUCGUCGAUCCUCGAGCGGGCUGACCGCUUUCUCGCGAGGCGAAUCGAUGAUCGAAGAAGGGAGACGGAGCCAAAGAUCGUUUGACGAAGGCUGAAAGUAACAGUGAUCGAAGUAUCGUUCUCGCGACCGGGGGAACCUGGCAAGCUAGUCCGAGGAUGAAGAAAGUCGAGUGACGCGUUUCGUGUACUCUCGACUGGCUAGACUUGGUCAACGAUGUUCUCAGACCAAGAUCAUCGAUCGAAAACGUUAUUCAGCUCGAUCCAGCGCGAUAAAUGUUCUUGGUAAAGACAUUUCUGACGAGACUUUCCGGUUGAACGGGACGACGAUCGAUCGAGCUUCACGAGAUCGUGACGAUCCUCUGUUCGAGCAGCAUUUGUCUGCGUACGACUCGAGGAAAAUUUUUCUUUUUUUCUUUUUUUUUUUUUAUUAGAAUCUUGAGAAAAUUUGAUCGUUUUUCUGGACCACGUGUAUUCGGAUACCGAUCGAACGCGAUCGUGCACCGCCAUAUCGAGAAGCUUCCUCUUCGAUGAAAGGGCAGAUGACGUUCGCGCAAUGUGUCUGUUCUGUCGCGUCGAAGACACUAGUAGUAUCUGACGAAAGGGAGAAUUGAAAGGGAAAGUCUCUCGACUAUUUGAAAUAAACUCAAAAUGAAAAAAAAAAAAAAUUAUGUCUUAUAGCACGUGCGUGUAGUAUGUCGAUUAGCUGUUUCCAAAUGUAGCCAGAAGAUGUGUGAGUGUAAUUAACGUUCGCAUCGAAGCCAAACUGUCGAACAGGUGGCAAAUACCAAAUAUAUGUAUAUUGCUCCUAAUUAACGAUCUCCGUUCCGAGAGUAGUGUGAAUGAACGAGUGAAAGGGAGACUGCGCGAAAGAGAGAUGUGGUUUAAAAAAAAAAAUUAAUAAAUAAAUUGUGAACAAUGAGAUUUAUGAAUGUUCAGAUUAUACGUUUCGACGAGUGUCAAGUGAAAGAUGAAAAAAAAAAAAAUUACAAAGGAUGAACAAAUAGAAAAGUAUAUGAACGAGAAAGAGAAGAGAGAUUUAGAUGGACGGCCUGAAAGAAUAGAGGAACAGAAGACACGGUAUAUAGACUAUUUUAUUUAUUGUCCAAUUAAAAGAAUAGCCUAAUGAAUAAUCCUUAAUGUUGUUCGUUAUUAUACAUACAUACAUAUAUAUAUACAUACAAGAAAUAUAUAUAUAAAUAUAUGCAAGACGCAAUGUAUACAAAGAGGUGAAAAAAAAGAGUAUGCAACUCCCAUUGAGACGAGAGUACAUGAAUAUAUAAUUGAAAGAAGAUCGUACGAGAAAGAAAAGAGCAGAAAACAAAACUAUAUGAUAGAGAAGCAGGCGCUGAUAGAAAAUGAACGAAUCUAGGCGAACGUGUCGUGUCGAAUAACUACGGUUGAAAGUUAAUUUCUCAUCAAUGAUCUCCCCUAAUUAAAAAAAAAAUAAAUAAAUCAAAGGAACAGGGAAAAGUAAAUGAACAAUUCUCGCGUACGCGUCGCGAAGAAAGGGAUGAAAUGGUUUUUUGAAACGCAACGACUCGCACAGUAAAUGAUUUUGUUGAUCUGUCAGAAAUUUAGAUGAAUAUUAAAUAAACGGUGUUUCCUCGUGAGAAGGUGUCUUCCUCUGAUUCAAAGGCUGCAAAUGGAUAAUCAAUCGAACGACGUAGGGACGAACAAAAUGAUCCUAAAUCACUUUAAAAUAUUUCAUUUCUCGGUGAUUUUCGUUUUAAUUUAUUAGACAAUCGGGGGGAAUAGAUAAUUGAAAUGAUUUUUGUUACCUUUGGCUAACAAUAAGGGUAGAAAUAGAAGGAAACUUUUUGGUCCUUAUGCGCGAAAAACAAGGACGAAUAAGUACACUGGCGAUUAAAUCAGCUUUCCGCAGGGAAAAUAGGGAUAUAGGAAAUUUUCAAAAUUCCAAUUUUGACGAUAUUAAUGAUAAUUAAUAAUUUGAAAAGAAAUAAUAAUAUUUUGACUUAUUAUAUAUCACAAAAUUUAGUAUAUAACUGAAGAGUACGAAUAACGAGAUAAAUAUUCAAAUUUUCCCGCGUAAAAAUCUUCGUACGUAAGUGGUGGGUCGCCAUAGAUCCUUAUAUACGCGGCUUCCUCCCCUCCAUCGUCAUUCUCCUCGGGACCACCAAAGGGGAAAGAUGGGAGCCUGGAUUCUUGAUCUAAUCGCGAGUGUACUGUCAUCACUUUACAUUAAUUAUCUUAAUUAGCAUUUUGAAACAUUCAAGGAAAAUGAUUAAACAACCCCGUAAACAGUUAGGGUAAAUAAAUUAAAUUAUUUCCAACCCCCUACAAAGCACCUAAGACAUUUUAACUUUUAUUAAAAUGUUAAAGACAUAUCAUGCUCGAAAUGUUUUAAAAUAUCAAAAUAUCGAAAUUUUAAUUCGUUCGCUAAAUUUUUAAUGGAUCGACAAAUCUGUCCACGGCCUUGGAACGUGUGUGUUAGCCUAACGUAUAAUACCCUUCGCGAUUAGUUGGUCCAUCCUCGACACACAAUCAGUUCUCUGCGUAACGGCGUCUCGCUUUUUCAUUUUUUAGAUGUUUAUAUUUUUAUACUCCACCAGCAGUGUGUCUGUCCGGCGAUUAUGCGCCGCAUGUAUUGUUGAAGUCUAGUCUUACGUUAUCACCUUUAUCGGCCCAAAAACAGAUUUUUUUUGUAAUUUUUUGGCCGAUUUCUUCGGUUUCUAUGGCGAUCGUAUAGCGGGAAGAAACAUCCAGCGUCCGCGCGAGCUGCCCUUUGCAUUCCGUGUAAUGCUCGUUCAAUGUUUUAGAAAAAUGUGCUUUUUAUUGAAAUUUUCAAGGAAUAUUUGUUAACGAGAAGAUACUGUGUCGUAUUCGUGAGAAUUCCUAGUCGGUUCUUGAAUCGGGUUCACCUUACAGUCUACUUUGAAAUUUGUAAGAUUAUUGCUUGUUCGUUUGUCUUGAUUUUAACGUAAUCAAUUCGAUUAAACUCUUGACUGAGUUAUUUUUAGCCAUCAUUUAUCAUUAUUUGUAAAUGACACAUAUCAAUAUGACGUAUUUUUCUCUUAAUUAAUGUGGGAAAAUUAUAAUCUUAAUUAUUAUUAAAGGAGGAACUCAUUUUCAGUAGAUUCAUUAUUAAAUUCCACGUAUCUUUUACUCGAAUGUUGAAUUUAAAUAUCAUUGAGGAAUAAAAUACAAAGUAUUUUGUUAUCCGUCCUCGAUAUAAAAAAUUUGUUUUUUCUCUUAAUAAAAUAUCUUCAUUAAAACCGUGGUCAAAUUUGAAGCUUCUUUCGAUCUCUAUUUUUAAUAACAUUGUUCAUUUAAUGAGUUCUUUGUCGUCAAUUUCUUCAUCAAAGGAACUCGAUUCUUUCAUUCGAUCAUUAUAAUUUACUGAUCUAUAAUUAGUGUUCUUAUCAAUCUCUUCCCAUGGCAUGUAGGAUUUGGACGUAUUUUUAUUGAUCUAUCCCGAGUGAAACAUUUAACCCUUUGAAGAAUUUUUAUAAACUUUGAAGGCUAUGGUAUCGAUGAAUGUAAGGGUGCGGAUAUAUGGGUGUGAUGUAACGUGUUACAUAUCGUGUAAUGUAACGUGAUUCGUUUGAAGUGUAUUGAACAUUCUUUCUAUCUGACGAUGAGAGGAAUGCAAGUGCACUGGAACUUUUAUUCGAAUUUUGUUUCUCCAAAAAUAUAUUGUUAAAUAUAGUCUUUGUUUUAUUUUAUACCAGUAUUCUUUACAAACUCAUUCUCAAAUUCUAUAGUUACAUAUUUUAAUAUUUCUGAAGAAUCAUUAUUUAAUGUUUUAAUGUUAUGUUUUAAUAUUACACCAGUAAUACUCCAUUCUUUUUAGUUACAGAACAUCUUUCGCAUUAAUAUAAAAUUUUUUACCCCUUUCCCUUGAAAUAUUAACACUUUUCUAAAUUUUUAUUUAAGUUUAUCGCGAAAUCCUUUUAUGGAAUAUAAAUUGAAAAUCCUUGGAUUAAAUAAAGGACGUUCUUAUACUAGGAAGAUUCUAUACUGCAUGGAUCAGCACUAGCUUCUGUCAUUUGUUAAAGAACUGUCACAUUACAUAAUACGUUACAUGUUACGUUACAUUUUAAAGUCCAUUCAUACCUACAGACAUUUUCAAUGAUAUAAGGUUGGCAAAUAAAUUUGCAUUCUUCGCAUUCCUUUUUAUUGAAGUGUUUAUUAACAAUUUUUAUUCAAAAUAAGCAUUGUUUUAAUUAAGGUCCACUUUUGUAAUACAUAUUAUUAAAUUUCUAAAAUGUUGAAAAUUUUCUAAGACAUUCGAUAAAAUAUGAUUUUUCAAUCCCCACUCGAAGGCCUCUCUUCACCCCUUUGUAGCCGAUGAUUGCAUUAAGGAAAAAUGUAUGACAAGUAUUUUUUACGAGUGCUCUCUCAUUGUAUUGAUAAAUGUAACAAUCUUUGUGAAUAUUACAUAUCUGACGUACUCAAUGUUUGUAAAUAUGAAUGGACCUUCAAGAAUCGCACUACAGAAAGUGAACUACGUUAAAUCUCAACGAACGAUGUAAUUUAAAUUAUUAAACUUCUCGGUGGUAGAAGUGAAAAAGUGUUCGAUUUUACCGUUUAGAAUUCUAUCAAAACCAUUCAAUCGAAUUAAAAUCAGACGCUUUUUCCAUUCGAUCACUCGCUCUCUGUGCCUGAA
This is a messenger RNA of Osmia bicornis bicornis, 9080 nucleotides long. RefSeq lists its product as uncharacterized. NCBI's taxonomy places the organism in Eukaryota, Metazoa, Arthropoda, Insecta, Hymenoptera, Megachilidae. The transcript is spliced from 12 exons. Gene Ontology annotation, molecular function: 3',5'-cyclic-GMP phosphodiesterase activity. The record is from RefSeq and is a predicted model, not a curated record. Gene Ontology annotation, biological process: cGMP catabolic process. The coding region runs from base 1090 to 4344 and encodes 1084 amino acids.